This is a messenger RNA of Paecilomyces variotii, 1690 nucleotides long. RefSeq lists its product as hypothetical. The coding region runs from base 419 to 1474 and encodes 351 amino acids. The transcript is spliced from 8 exons. NCBI's taxonomy places the organism in Eukaryota, Fungi, Ascomycota, Eurotiomycetes, Eurotiales, Thermoascaceae. The record is from RefSeq and is a predicted model, not a curated record.
CAAUAUCGUACACUGAGCUAGGAUUAUGUCCAAUAACUAUUCCUAGUUUCCUUAUGCGCUGCUGACAUGCAGUGUAACCGCAUAUUCGGUGUGCUACUACCCAAUGGACUGAAAACAUCAUCUUCUAGGCCUCGCAUAUCCAUUUCCCAACUGAGGAAAGUAUGAGGCAUGAGGCAGGGUAUGCAAAACACGUAUUCAUUAUUAUUCGCGCUUUGGCUUGUGAACCCUCUCACGAUCCCUCUGGCAUAGUUGCAUGAUGGCGAGAUCCCUUGCGCUGUAAUACAUAUAUGGGUCUUUCAGGCGUGUACAUAGGCACAGACCUGGACUGGCCCUUAAUGCCUACAUAGGAUCAGGACUCGAUCCUCAACUCUUUCCAGAAAGUAUCGGUCGAUGUCUAUCCCUUAAGGCCACCAUAACCAUGACAUACGUUAAUAAAGGCAGUGUGACUGCCAUUGGUAUCAUAUUUCCAGUCCUUGUCGUCAUAUCGCUUGCUAUCAGAGCAUACGGAUGGCGGCGAUAUUCCAGAAAUGUCGAAAUCGAUGACCUUUUCAUUGUUCCUGCUGCCUUCCUUACCAUAGCUGCCGGUGUUGCUAUGGUAAUAGGAGCACAAAUGAACAUCAUCGGCGGACAUUCAAUUCCAGGGAUCACCCCAACAGAACAACAUGAACUUGGAAAGUUCGAAUACGCUUUCUGGAUAGGCCAUGUGCUUACUAUUGGUUUCAUUAAAUUGACGCUCUUGUUUUUGUUUCGCCGCAUAUUCAAGGGCCGCGCCUUCAGAACCCCCUUUGACUAUGUCAACUGGACUCUCAUCAUCCUUGUCACCAUGUGGACAGUCGUGUUCCUUUUCUUUGAAAUAUUUGCGUGCGGCUCAAACCCAGCUGUGAGCUGGUCCAGUCUCACUUCGCUCCGUACUAAAUGCGUAAACACGUUCGCGAUGCAAACCGGUUGCGCAGUCUUCAGUUGGGUCCUGGAUCUUGCGAUUUUGAUCGAGCCAAUUUGCAUGGUUGGAACGCUGAACAUGAGCAUUUGGAAGAAACUCCAAGUAUCACUCGUUUUUCUCUUCAGUGUGUUCGCUGUGGUUGCAGGACUCUUGAGAAUGAUCGUCUGGAUCCAGAUACAAGUCCAGGGAACUACGAAUCAGUACACGAAGGUCCUCCAUACGAGCCUGCCAUCGAUUGAUCAAGAAGGAAUUGUUUCCAUCAUCCUUUUCUGGACAUACGUCGAGAUCGGAGUGGGGUUCCAGGUCGCUUGUCUUCCUCCGUGUGCUCGACAUCUCGAUAAACUGUCACUCAGUCUCAUUAUGACCAAAAUCCGCUCUUUGCCAUCAGUCCUUUCUCUAUCCAGGAGGAGCUCCCGCUCUGAUAAGGAUAAGACCACGGAAGAGUCGAAGAGAUCAUGGACGUCAAGCCCCCGGCCCAAAAGAUCACGUUCUGAUGAUGAGCUGGAGUUUUACCACGAUCACUAUCCAGUUUGACAAGGGGUAGUUAGUUAUUAUACGUUAGUUAUAGUUCUGAAUUGAUGCAGCGGCGGAGGAUAUUUUAAUGUCCUACCCGGAAUAUAGCUAUUUUCUACCUAUUUGCUCGGUUUUCGUCCUAUACCUUGGCAUCUUACUAUGUAGCGGGAGUCUUGAAAGGCACAUCUCCCUAAAUUUCCGCCGAUAGAGCGAUCAAUGCUUAGACCAAUAACUGUG